AUGGGUUUGCCGAGUCCUCAACAUCUCAUGUACCUUCCGCUUUUCGAACAAUUGCGUCUUCCCAACGCGGGUCUAUCAAUGCAUUUAGCACAAAAUACGAAGGGAAAAUUCGUUGAAAAUUCGUUGGGCGUGCCCCCGUGCACUCUUCCCAAUUGGGUAUCCGCGACGACGCAGUUGGCACAAAUAUCUGCGAACAUGAGUAAUAAAAUGCCGACGUCGCCCAAAUCGACGACGCCGGAGGAAACGGAUGCUCCGUUGAAUUUGUCAAAGCCAAAGAACGCGAGAGAGAAAAGUUUGCCGAUGGAUUCGAUUGCUGCGGCUGCGGCUGCGGCGGCUGCUGCCGCGGCCACGCCGAAGCUAUUGCCUCCGAAUAUGUUGAUGCCACGCGGAUUCAUGCCCUAUGCGGGACUUCCAUCUCAUUUGAAUUCUCUCGCAGCUCAAAAACCUCAUCACGGAAAUCAAAAAGAUUUACUUUCGUCUCCUCCCGAUAAACAUCCUCCGCACUUUCCAAUGCCGAUGUACAUGCCGAGUCCGCCUCCACAUCUCACAGGGAGCAGCAAGGGUCAUCACACGACGUCGCAAGAGGAUGCUUCUCUUCCCGGUAAUAAAGAAGACUUCGUGGCAGCAAUGUGGGGAGCAGACCCAAAUUAUAAAAUCCCUGACGAUAACGGGGACAAAGCAAAAAUAAUACGUCAGCAAAAGAGAGACGGAGAAAGUAAACCUCAUAUAAAAAGGCCCAUGAACGCAUUUAUGGUUUGGGCAAAAGACGAACGUCGGAAAAUUCUCAAAGCGUGUCCCGACAUGCACAAUUCGAAUAUAUCAAAAAUUUUAGGUGCUAGGUGGAAAGCAAUGUCGAACGCGGAAAAGCAACCCUACUACGAAGAACAGUCUAGGUUAUCAAAAUUACACAUGGAAAAACAUCCGGAUUACAGAUAUAGGCCGAGACCGAAGCGAACGUGCAUUGUAGAUGGGAAAAAAGUUCGGAUCUCAGAAUACAAAACGUUGUUGAGGCAAAGACGACAAGAAAUGAGACAGAUAUGGUGUCCGGAGCGAGGGUCCGAAAUGGGUUUCAUGGCGGCGGGAAGCGACAUGAUAUCUCCGGGAACGUCGGGACGCAUGUCGCCGGGAAUGAACGGAGCCGGACCGAGUUCGGAGCAAUUUUAUUACCCGCACGAUAGUUUGUCACCGAACGACAUGAGUUACAGUCCCGAAGGACCGGGAUCCUCGUACGACACUAGCCCUAGGGGUAAUUUCAACGAAGACUGA
This is a messenger RNA of Pediculus humanus corporis (human body louse), 1266 nucleotides long. RefSeq names its product sox13, putative. Gene Ontology annotation, biological process: regulation of transcription by RNA polymerase II; cell fate commitment. The transcript is spliced from 3 exons. Gene Ontology annotation, molecular function: DNA-binding transcription factor activity, RNA polymerase II-specific; RNA polymerase II cis-regulatory region sequence-specific DNA binding. Gene Ontology annotation, cellular component: nucleus. The record is from RefSeq and is a predicted model, not a curated record. The coding region runs from base 1 to 1266 and encodes 421 amino acids. NCBI's taxonomy places the organism in Eukaryota, Metazoa, Arthropoda, Insecta, Psocodea, Pediculidae.